GUAAUACUGAUUCAGUAUUCUUAGUGAGAUGCGGGAGUGUUUUGAGUGAAAUGCAGAUAAUUUAAGCGAUUGUAAAUACUUGUACAUGUAAUUUAUACUAAAGGCUCACAAUAAUGAGAUAAACGCUGGACAUGCCACUGCAUCGCAUCGACAGAACUAAACGAGCCAUAAGCAUAAGCACGCGGGUCAACGACCACAGACAACGUGCGCACCUUACGAGCUGGCCAUGGAGCAACAGUCGUCUGUAUCCAUGCGCUGGUUGCGCCGCUACCGCGUAUUCUACUUAAUACUACUUUUCAUCAUUGCCAUCCAGCUGUUUUUGGCCUACAAAUCAGUUGACAUUGAUUUGACUGGGACACGGCGCACACAACGCGAUAUGCAUGACUCGGAGGCGCCGCCACCAGAACCUGUAGCGCCACCAGCUCAUGUCCAGGCGGCCGGAAAGAGCGCCCGCCUCACUUCUAGGGAAUUGGGCUUUGAGCCCGAAUGUGAUAUCAAUGCCAAGGAAGCAAUAUCGGCACUGCAGCGUGCCAAGACGAAAGACUGCCGUCAACAUAUCGCCCAUAUAGCCUGUGCCAUACAAGCUGGACGCUUCUAUGCCACACAUCUACAGAGUAGUUGUCCCGCGGGCAACCACACGGCCAAUGUUUCGCUGGGUUGCUAUCGCGACGAGAAGGAAUCGCGCCUACUGGCCGGCUACUUUACCAGCUUCAAAUCGUCCAAUUCACCCAGUGGCUGUGUCGAGCUCUGCCUGCAAUCUGGUUAUCCGUAUGCAGGCGUACAAUACGCACGCGAAUGCUUCUGCGGCUUUGACACUCCGCCCAGCUCCGCCAAACUGCCGGACUCCAGCUGCAACAUGAAAUGUUUGGGCAAUGCCAAGGAAAUCUGCGGUGGUUUCUUUGCCAUGAAUGUCUACGAAACGGGCAUUGCAAAGUUUACCCCACAACUGGCCGCCAGCAGCCCAGCGCCGGGGGAGGAACAGCGCGUCCGCAUUGCAUUUCUGCUGACGCUUAACGGACGUGCACUGCGACAGGUACAUCGACUGCUCCGAGCGCUGUAUGCGCCCCAACACGUUUACUAUAUACACGUGGAUGCGCGCCAGGAUUAUCUCUACCGCAAAUUGUUGGAACUGGAACCCAAAUUUCCCAAUAUACGUCUAGCACGCAAGCGCUUCUCGACAAUUUGGGGCGGCGCCUCGCUGCUGACCAUGCUGCUGCAGUGUAUGCAGGAUUUGCUGCAGUCCAACUGGGAGUGGGACUUUGUCAUCAAUCUGAGUGAAAGUGAUUUUCCUGUCAAGACGCUGGACAAGCUUGUUGACUUUCUGAGCGCCAAUCGCGACCGCAACUUUGUCAAGGGCCAUGGCCGUGAGACGCAGCGUUUUAUCCAGAAGCAGGGCCUGGACAAGACCUUCGUGGAGUGCGACACACACAUGUGGCGCAUAGGCGAUCGCAAGCUGCCUGCCGGCAUACAGGUGGACGGUGGUAGCGACUGGGUGGCACUCUCCCGUCCAUUUGUCACCUACGUAACAAAUCCAGCAAAGGAUGAUACCUUGUUGCAGGCACUCUUGCAACUGUUUCGACACACACUACUGCCAGCCGAAUCAUUCUUUCACACGGUGCUGCGCAACACACAGCAUUGCCACAGCUAUGUGGACAACAAUCUGCAUGUGACCAACUGGAAGCGCAAGCAAGGCUGCAAAUGUCAAUACAAGCAUGUGGUGGACUGGUGCGGCUGCAGCCCCAACGACUUUAAGCCCGAGGAUUGGGCGCGGCUGCUGGCCACGGAACAAAAGUCUCUAUUCUUUGCGCGCAAAUUCGAGCCGAUUAUCAAUCAGGCGGUGCUUUUGCAGCUAGAGGAGUGGCUCUACGGGCCGUACACCAGCGAAUAUGCCAAUCUGCAUGGCUACUGGCAGUCGCUCUAUCAUCACGAGGAUGCGCAUGGCGCUGGCGAUGAUCUGGCGCGUACUGUUGGCGAAAGCCUGAUGCGUCUCUCUGCGCAACAGGCCAAACUGCAACCACUGCAGCUGCUUGAGCUGACACAUUACCUGCAUCGGGAUCAGUACAAGGGAUUUUUGGUACGCUACAGCGUGCUGCGCGGAAAUGGCUCAAGGGAGCUGCAUCUGGAGACGCGCGUGCGACCCGUGCAGCACGGCAAAGUCGCAAAAAAUACACGUUUCAGCAAGCGCCUACGAAACUUUGAGGUUUCCACCGAUUUCGAUCAGAAGGAGCAGGUGGCGCGCAACUUUGCCAAGCUACUGGGACCACACAGUGACCUAUUGCUGAGCUACACAUAUCAGGGUGUGUCUGCCACACAGGAUGCAUCGCACUCGUACAAUUUGACGCUGCUCUGGCUGGACCCAUUGGGUCGGCUGCAGGACUUCAAUGAGCUGCAUGUGGAGGAGUCCCAAAUCGAUGUUAUCAAUCACUCCAAAACGCUGCUCAAGCAUCCUCUCACGCCGGGCAUAUGGACAGCCAAGCUAAUUGGACGCACUUCCAUCUAUGCGCAGCUCAAGUUUCUAGUCGCUCCGGUAGCCUAUGCCAAAGGUGUGUCGCUGGAGACUGUGGCAGCUGCACGGGCCCAAAACGGCGGUCUAGCCGUGUCACUGCCCGAGGACUUUUCGUUGCCUGUGGAGUGGCAACAGCAUCUGCCCAAUGAGAACGACGUCAUUGCGCUGCGCAAAGAAGCAUUGGCUAAUGCUGAAUUCAUUGGCCAACCAUUGCACAAUUGGAUCGAUCAGCUGGUCGGCAAAUUCUUCCAGCUGCGUGAAUCCUGCAUUGCAGAUGGAACAAAUGAGCUGCACGAGUUGCCGCUAUGUCGAGACACCGCCUGGAGCUCCCUGGCCGCGGACCCCAAGAGCGAUAUGGACGCGCUGCUCAAGCGUUGACAAUAGGCCAGAGUCAUAUAAUGUUGUUAUAGCCAUUUUCGAAAACGCUACCAUUGAUAAUUUUUUAGUUAUUCAUUUUGUUGUGUAAAUAGUUGUGAAUGUCCUCAUGUGUCUGUGUGUUGGUUUUUUAACCAUCUGUCUACUAUUCGUUUCAAUACUUAAAUGUCAUAGUUCAAAUAAGAAUUUUAAACUCAGAUAUCUGCAAUAUUAUGCUCAACGCACACAAACCUAAAAGCAGCCGAUUGUCUACUUAGCCCUUGCAUACGCUUCUAUGUAUUCCUUUCAGUAAAUAAUUGUUUAGUAUUAUAUCUGGCGUUAUGUGAGUAGCCUGAGAUUAACAAUUUUAUGGGACUGUUUCAAGUCCCUUAUGGAGAAUGAAACCGAUUUGUUUCCUUUUCUUUUGAGCCUAACUUUGAGAUUAAUGUGAAAAUGUAUAUAAUAACAAGUUUGACUAGAUAGAAUAUCUACAAUGUUAUGUUAUAUAGUAUAGUCCAUUAUAAUUCAGUUUACUGAUUGAGCCUAUGCAAGGGCAUCCGCAUCGGAUUUACCGUUUUAAUCUUAAGUGUUUAGUUUUUCGCACUUUGCCACAUUCGAACUUCUCUAAUUCAGAUUCUACAAAUUUUUAACGCACCUUAAAAUCUUUUUUCUUAUAGAAUGUUGUGAUAUAUGUAAAAUGAGAAUGAGAUUGGGACUUGCGAUCGUUUGUAGUGUGAAAGUGAGUGUGAGCAAGUUUUUAAAAAGAGUAUUACAAACAAAUUGUUAGGGUUUAAGUAACUAUGCGAUGCAAUUGUAACACUGGACAUACAUAUAUAUCUCUAGCAUGUAGUAUAAACUUUGAACUAUGCAACUAUAA
Drosophila montana is the source of this 3737-nucleotide messenger RNA. It is a transcript of the gene oxt, whose product is annotated as Xylosyltransferase oxt. The record is from RefSeq and is a predicted model, not a curated record. Lineage: Eukaryota; Metazoa; Arthropoda; Insecta; Diptera; Drosophilidae. Gene Ontology annotation, biological process: heparan sulfate proteoglycan biosynthetic process; chondroitin sulfate proteoglycan biosynthetic process. Bases 227 to 2884 code for a protein of 885 amino acids. The transcript has 3 exons. Gene Ontology annotation, cellular component: membrane. Gene Ontology annotation, molecular function: protein xylosyltransferase activity.